UUUGACUGACAUCAUCUGGGUUCGAGUUUGGAUAAAAUAACUGUUUGAUGUCCGACUGAGAUAAAGAUGUUUGACUAAAGUAUUAUUUCCGUCAGAGAAUGACUGAUCUGUAAGACUUAAGUCUAUAAGCAUUGAGUCAAGUGCUCUUCAGGCCUCUUCAUCACAUUACACUGAGUUUGAGUGGACACUUCAUUGCUCAAAUGGACCUCCAUCGGACUGCCUUUAAGAUGGAUAACUCCUCCUACAUGCCCAGCACGCUGACCUCCCCUGCCCUCAUGGUUUUGGCAUCAACAGCUGAGGCUGGACGAGAUGCCUCUGUACCCUGCCAGCCCCCUCGGCCGUUUGGAGUGCCGGUCACUUUGGAAAAGGACAUGCACCUCCCGUUCCCCAGCGGCUCGUACACCUUUGCCUCCAUGUAUCAUCGGCAAGGAGGCUUUCCCACUCGCGACUUUCCCACCCCUCUGCUCCACCUUCACCCACAGUUUGCCCCACCCAAUCUUGACUGCUCACCGCUGGGUAUGCUCAACCACGGAGCGGUGGGGGCCUUCCGGCCGUUCUCCUCCCCACAUGAGGAGCGUGAUGCAGGGGCUUACCAGUCUGCCUUCCUCCCUGCCAAGUGCUUGAAGGGCUGUCUGGAACCAGCGGCAUCACCCCACCUCCGCUACACAGAUGUGGAGGGAAAAGAUUUUGACUUUGGGGGUGCUCAUGUUCCUACUGGUUCACCAAACACCCUGAAGGUAGCUGAGGAUGCUGGGAAGAAGCUCUUUGGCUUGUCUGGGCUGUUAGUAGAGGGUUCAUCUGGCCCAGAGGAGCACAAAGAACCAAGUAAAGUGAAGGCCCUGUAUGACACACAGACGCCCAUCUGUCCGAUCUGUCAUGCUGUGCUGCGGCCAGGAGAGUUGCAAGAACACAUGGAGCAGGAGAUGGAGCGUCUAAUGCAGCUACACAAUAGUCAGGGUCCUGCUCAAAAGGAGUGUCUCGCUGCUGGGCCGCCUAAGUCUCUGUUCUCUAUGCACAUAAAGAGAGAGGGUUCCUCCUCUGCCUCCUCUCCACGUCCCGCUGAUGAGGCUGUGCACUCCGACAGGUACCAGACAUUUUUGCGAGUACGAGCAAACAGGCAAACAAGACUCAAUGUUAAGGAGCUCUGCUGGUGCAGGUGCUACGCCAAACAGAAAGUGAAAUCUGUUCAUGUUUGGCCUGACUGUGGAUUCCCACAUGUAUCUUCUUGCCCACUGUCUGCACGCAUUGGGAAACUUAAAAGACGGAAAGCAGAGGAAGACCAGAGAGACGGCGUGUGUGUUGUUGAAGAUGGCUCUGUGCUGUCAGCCGGGAGGGAGUUUGAAUGGGCCAAACAGAGAAGAAUACAGAUGGUUUCUGUUCUCAGAGGCUUCAGAGGUUUGGUGAGCAGCACACUGAAAGAACAUCAGGACAGUGAUGCAGAUCUGGAUGUGGACGGUGAUGAUACUUUGGAAUAUGGAAAAGCACAAUACACAGAGGUGGAUGUGAUUCCCUGUUCGGAAAUUUUAACUUCUUUCCGUGUGCUCUGGGACAGAUUUUCAAGCAUUACUAAUCGUGCAACUGAGGUCAAGUUACCGGAUGACCCCACCCUCAGUACGCUGGAGGCCCUGAAAAUACGCAUCCGAGAUCUGGAGAAGCAGCUCACACGAGGGGACAGAUUCAAGUGUCUCAUCUGCAUGGACUCUUACACAGUACCUCUGACCUCCAUCCAGUGCUGGCAUGUCCACUGUGAGGAAUGCUGGCUUCGCACCCUGGGAGCAAAGAAACUGUGUCCACAGUGCAACACUAUCACCUCACCUGGGGACCUGAGACGAGUGUAUUUGUGAAAGAUUACAGCUGUCCUGUCAUCUGCCUGUUUGCACUCUACACAAAUAGAUCUUUCUGGGCUGAUGCAAAACUUAGAAGACAUCUUGCCCAACAGAGUCAUUGCCCAAAAGUUCCUGUCGGAAUGCAACCCAGUUACUGUACAUGAAGACCACUGUGUUAAUUUCUUAAUGAAAUGGUAAAGUUUUAAAGCAUAAAUCUGCCGUAACAAUAUUGUAAGGACAGUAAAACCGAU
Messenger RNA from Sinocyclocheilus anshuiensis, 2077 nucleotides. Its product is annotated as E3 ubiquitin-protein ligase RNF220-like. NCBI's taxonomy places the organism in Eukaryota, Metazoa, Chordata, Actinopteri, Cypriniformes, Cyprinidae. The record is from RefSeq and is a predicted model, not a curated record. Bases 201 to 1844 code for a protein of 547 amino acids. Gene Ontology annotation, molecular function: metal ion binding; ubiquitin protein ligase activity. Gene Ontology annotation, biological process: protein ubiquitination. The transcript has 14 exons.